CAUUUAAAUUCAGUUCUAUAGAACAGUAAGUUGGACUACUGACUCUCCUGAGAUGUGAAGCAUUUUCCUGUUCACCUGUUCCAAGUCACAUCUGAGCUUACCUGGUCUGGAAAAGUAGAGAGAAUAAAACUCCCCCACCCAAGCAAGUGACUUAUAAGUCUUACUCCUGAAACCUCCUGCAUACAUAGCUGAUACGCCACCUACUGCAAAACGGAGCUGACAGCUCAUGCGAGGUUGCCAGCAUUUCCAUUCCAUCACCGAGCUGGAGCUGAAUAAAGGCGUGUUUGUGUGGUGGUGGUGCUUUUUAAAAAGCUCUCUCCAAGCCAGGGACAAGAAGCUGCAGUGAUUUUGAAAAUGGAACGUAAAAUAAACAGGAGAGAAAAAGAAAAAGACUAUGAGGGGAAACACAACAGCCCUGAAGGUACUGAUCAAGGAAAGAGCUGCAAAACGCUGACGACUCUCAAUGUUGGUGGAUAUUUGUAUAUUACUCAAAAACAAACACUGACCAAGUAUCCAGAUACUUUCCUUGAAGGUAUAGUCAAUGGAAAAAUCCUUUGCCCCCUUGAUGCUGAUGGUCACUACUUCAUAGACAGGGAUGGACUCCUUUUCCGACAUGUUCUGAACUUCUUACGGAAUGGAGAACUUCUACUACCAGAAGGAUUUCGAGAAAAUCAACUCCUGGCCCAGGAGGCAGAAUUCUUUCAGCUUAAAGGGCUGGCUGAAGAAGUGAAAUCAAGGUGGGAGAAAGAACAGCUAACAUCCAGAGAGACUACUUUCUUGGAAAUCACUGAUAACCACGAUCGCUCACAAGGUUUGAGAAUCUUUUGUAAUGCUCCUGAUUUUAUAACAAAAAUUAAAUCUCGCAUUGUACUGGUGUCCAAGAGCCGGCUAGAUGGAUUUCCAGAGGAGUUUUCAAUAUCUUCAAAUAUUAUUCAAUUUAAAUACUUCAUAAAGUCUGAAAAUGGCACACGACUUGUGCUAAAGGAAGACAAUACCUUUGUCUGCACCCUGGAAACUCUUAAGUUUGAGGCUAUUAUGAUGGCUUUAAAAUGUGGCUUUAGACUGCUGACCAGUCUUGAUUGUUCCAAAGGGUCAAUUGUUCACAGCGAUGCACUUCAUUUUAUCAAGUAAUUAUUUCUGUCAGUAGACAAAGGCAACAAGCAUGAAGCCAGUAAACCUUGUUAAAAUACAGCAUCCAGACAUCACAAAUAACAUGCCUAACUAGCUCUGUACCACAGAGCUCUGCUGCUAAUGAAUUACUGUGAGCUAAUGGUAUGUAAAUUCUAUCUAUGACAUCCAUCUCUGGGCUAUUCAUACUGGACAAAUCCUGCAACUGAAACAAAAACAAACUUAUCUUCUAAAUACUGUAAAUAAAUAUAGAAUGUUUUUGAUAUUUGUUAUUUUUUUUUCUCCUUCAGGUGGUUUUCUAUUACAAUCGCAAUAUAAAAUGUCUUGGGCAUUUGCACGAUAAACAUGCAUGUACAUUACUGUACUUUUAUGAUGAUAAAAAUAUUUUAACAGAAUACAAGAUUUUUAAAAUUGUCUGCUUACAGAAAAAAAAAUUACAAAGCAGCUGAAUUGGAAAAUGUAAGCACUCAGCACAAAACAGACUUGCAGAUCAACUAAAACAGAUUUUUAGAGCAACAAAUGAGACUGCAAGAGGGUAUUAAAAGAUAUUGAUUUAAAUUUUAACAGCAGGCAACAAAGAACAUUUCACAGAUUCUUAUGAAACAAAACUGGAAUUACAGCUGAACUGAUAAUAUGCUGAAAAUUCCUAGAAUAUUGUAUUUGAUAACAAUAAAAAAAUAAAAACAAA
This is a messenger RNA of Monodelphis domestica (gray short-tailed opossum), 1816 nucleotides long. RefSeq names its product potassium channel tetramerization domain containing 4 (gene KCTD4). Gene Ontology annotation, molecular function: protein binding. Gene Ontology annotation, biological process: protein homooligomerization. NCBI's taxonomy places the organism in Eukaryota, Metazoa, Chordata, Mammalia, Didelphimorphia, Didelphidae. The record is from RefSeq and is a predicted model, not a curated record.